Messenger RNA from Mollisia scopiformis, 854 nucleotides. RefSeq lists its product as uncharacterized. The annotation marks the transcript as partial. Lineage: Eukaryota; Fungi; Ascomycota; Leotiomycetes; Helotiales; Mollisiaceae. The transcript is spliced from 3 exons. The record is from RefSeq and is a predicted model, not a curated record.
AUAAGGAGAUUCUGUCUAUUUUCUGAUGAAAGACUGUCAGGAGAGAGAUGCUUUUCACACGUUCCUAUAUGUGACCCUCGUCAUGAAAAGUAUAAGACGAAGAACCUGCACUUCAAAGCUUGCAUCCAAGAACUGAUCAACACAAACGUCGUAAUAGACUCAAUCUCCCACCUCAGCUAUCUUUCUCAACAAGCUUCAUUAACUUUCACCUUCCCAAACACUCAAGACUUCUUCAAGAUGAAGCUCUUCACCACCUUCAUCGCCAUCUUCCCAUUGGGACUCACCCUCUCCAUCCCCGAAGUGCGAGACCUCACUACCACCACCGCCGCUCACAGAUGCAAGAUCAUUGCUGGAGCAGAUGUCAACUGCCACUACUGCGACCAGCUUAGUUGUGAUGUCGUCAAGGUGCUCCAGAAUCAGCAGACGUAUAACUUCGACUGUCUGUGUCCUAAUGGCGAGACUAUUAACAACAUUGGAGCCUGGGAUCAUAAUCCGGAUUACUCUUGUUGGGUAUGGGCCAACACUACGGAUUAUAAUUGCCCCACCAUUGGGAGUAACGCUCUUCCUGAGUGCAGCUUCUGUGGCAAGUAAAAGAGUACCUUGCGCGACAAAUUUGCAGUAAGGAAUGCUCGAAUGACGGGCAAUUGAAUGAUGAUCGCCUGAUGUAUUUUUAUAUUUCACGCUUCUUGUUUCUGAUGUCCAAGAAAGUAGGGGCAGAGUAUCACAAACCAUGCAAUUUUGUUAUACGCAAUUUGUUUGCAGAAAUACUCCAAAUUUUUCUUCACUUAUUCAACGAAUAUGUCUUGGCUAUAUUUCAAAAUUUCUCCAACCUAAUCACUUCAUACGCAGGCUCC